Sphaerulina musiva SO2202 is the source of this 723-nucleotide messenger RNA. RefSeq lists its product as uncharacterized. Gene Ontology annotation, cellular component: actin cortical patch. The transcript has 3 exons. Gene Ontology annotation, molecular function: phosphatidate phosphatase activity. Lineage: Eukaryota; Fungi; Ascomycota; Dothideomycetes; Mycosphaerellales; Mycosphaerellaceae. Bases 1 to 723 code for a protein of 240 amino acids. The record is from RefSeq and is a predicted model, not a curated record.
AUGGUCCUCCUCGCCGCCCUUGUCGUCUGCUUAACCAUUUGCCGCGCGGCCGCGGUCGACAUCAAGUCCAAUGACACCGAUAUCAUGAUCAUUAGUGACGUGGACGAUGUGCUCCGAGUGACAGAGCUCUGGAAUCCAAAGCGAGCUCUCCUCAACACAUUCCACUACCCGUUGGAGCCUGUAACAGACAUGCCAGCGCUGUACCGCGACUACCAGGACGUUCUGGCAGACAAGAUUCACUUCGCCUACGUCACUGAUGCUUUCAGCAGCUUGGCUGGUGAAGGCUACACCACUGGCCUCCAAUUACACUACCCGCCAGGAGAGAUCGCCUUCCGUGAAGUCACGCAAAGUUUGCGUCCUAAUCGUUUACUCAAUUCUCGACAGCGCAGCAUCCAGCGUCUGAUUGAUAUAUAUCCUCGGCGGAAAUUCAUCCUCGUAGGCGAUUUCGCUACCCCUGGUAUUGAAGGCGGCUACUCCAAGGUGGCGACCAAGAACGACCAGGUUCAAUGCCUCUUCAUGCGGGAUGCCAGAGCCAACAAUCCAGCCAAUCAUUUCGUGCCAGCAACCAAGCCUCUUAGCAGCUCUAAGCUCUCCCAGCGUUGGACAGUCUUCGAUAAUGCUUCGGAGUUUCAUGAAGCAAGCCUAGGCUACCUACGCCGUCUGCAUAUCUCCAACGACACAAGAUUUGGCUGUGAGCGGCUUGGCGUUCGACGCUUCCAAUGA